This is a messenger RNA of Mytilus trossulus (common blue mussel), 802 nucleotides long. RefSeq lists its product as uncharacterized. Lineage: Eukaryota; Metazoa; Mollusca; Bivalvia; Mytilida; Mytilidae. The transcript has 5 exons. The coding region runs from base 94 to 630 and encodes 178 amino acids. The record is from RefSeq and is a predicted model, not a curated record.
GAAAAAAUAAUGGCAUACAUUAAUUUUUAAACUUAUUGAAAAUACUUAUACCAAAAUAUUGAAAAGCCGUGUGGAAGACAUUAUUAGGACAUUAUGAUUAAGUUUGGAUUCUUUUGCAUGCUUGUAAUUUUUGUAAUUAGUUAUACAGAUGCAUCCUGUCAAUUCAAAGAUUCCCUCCAGGGUAAAUGGAAUGGCGGUUAUGAUGGAGAGACCAGGAAAAAUAUUAUUUUCAAUUUUGAUAGAGAUACACUGAGGGAUUUUACAUUAAACAUGCCAACACUGUCACAUACAGAUUUUACUUGUGUCGAAAGUUUCCAGAAAGGAGAUACAACGAUUUAUACCUUACAAAAUGUGGAGACUCCACAACCUAUUUUUGGGAUACAAAUCGACAUUUAUUUUUGUCUGGCUGUGAAAGGCGAAGAGUAUUCCAUACAGACAGGUUUUAACCCUAUCCUAAAGGAUAAAGUAUAUGGCGUAAAGGCAGGCAAAUCUGUUACUGUAGAUGAUGUUUGUAACCAGAAUGGAAAUGAAAUGAACGAAAUGAUACGAAUAACUGAUCAAAUGAGAGAAAGUAAAGACAUAACAAGACUGUUCGAUGCACUAGAAACGGAACUUGAAGACCUACCUUGAACAUCUUCAGAUACAUUGUAUUUAGUCUCUAAUAACAUUUUGUAUUUUUAUCAAUUAAUUAAGUUUGGCGAAAUCAGAAAAUUAGUACAAAAACAUUUGGUCUGAAACUUUUAAUGGUAUCAUCAACAUUUUGUAAAUGAUUUUACCGAUAUAAAAAUGUAGUUCAAUUUUU